UUCAAGAAUCAGAUUCCCAUACGCUCCUGAUUUCUUUGACUCUAUCCUUGGCAAGUCCCAACUCUGAACUUCCCCUUAGGAAGUAGAGCGGAAAAAAACUAGAACCGCAAAUGGGGAUGUUGGCAGGCGUAGGGAUAUUGGUGCCAUUCCCAUUUUACUACUUGUUAUGGACGUAUCCUCGGUCAUGGGUGAACCUUUGUGGGAAAGGAAGGGACCCAUCGAAGGUGAUGGCCCUUUUCUCCCAUUUCUUCAAGCUGGUGCAGUUCAUUUCUCUCUUUUCAGUUUGUUCCCUCUCUUGGCCUCCCCCUCUUUACUUUUGGCCCCUCUUUGCCUUUGGUCAGCUCCUCAACUUCAGGGUGUAUAAGUUGCUUGGUGAAUCUGGCACUUAUUAUGGUGUACGCUUUGGAAAGAAUAUUCCCUGGGUAACAGAAUUCCCAUUUGGGUUCAUUAGAGAUCCACAGUAUGUUGGCAGCAUUAUGAGUCUUGUUGCAUGUCUAUCUUGGGUACCCUUCCAAUAUAUUCUCCUCUGGUCACUGGGCUAUCUAUUUAUGAUGCACGUUGAAUCAACAGAAAAUCUGGCAACACGUGCAAAGCCUCUCUCCUGAUAGCUGGAGGUUGCACAUGACCAGUUAGUGAUUUUUUAAGAACUUGCCAUGGUAAUAAUUGGCUAAAGAUACUCUUUCUUUUUUGCCUUUUUGUUAUUGUAUUAGGUCUACAAUUUCAGCACCUUCUGCACCAUAUAAAUUUGUUGCAUUAUAAAGCUCCUCCUGUUGAAGGGCAGUUUCAAUUAAAUGCCAUGGAUGGUGGAAAAGUUGUUUGAUUUCUA
Molecule: messenger RNA, 826 nt
Organism: Theobroma cacao (cacao)
Lineage: Eukaryota; Viridiplantae; Streptophyta; Magnoliopsida; Malvales; Malvaceae
Gene: PLMT
Product: phospholipid N-methyltransferase
Biological process (GO): phosphatidylcholine biosynthetic process
Molecular function (GO): S-adenosylmethionine-dependent methyltransferase activity
Source: RefSeq, a predicted model, not a curated record